CUGAUUGUUUAAUCCAUAGAAAUCCGGUUCCGGGUUUUGAGUGUUUCAGCUAUCGCUACUCCCUUCCGUUCUCUCCCUCUCUCACUACUGCAUGCGCUUUCGAUGGCUGUUGGCUGAUGCCUAGUGAUUGGUUUGUAGGGAGGCUGGCGUUUCGAUCCAAGGCUCAUACCCGUGUUCGUGUUUACACCUUGAACAUUCAGAGACCAGGGCAAAGCUAGCACCAGGACGAUGAAGGCGCGGAGAUAACAGUUGGGAGUUGCAACGAUGUAAACGCCGCAGCAUUUAUCUUUCGUCACAAAGUUAUCGGGUUCCUUUUUAAUAGGAAUCAGAUUGUCGUUGUUGGCAUUUCAACCUGGAAUAUUUAAUCCCCGGAAUCAGAUUAUCCUGGAGUUUUGGCAAAUCCAACUUUCUUCGACUUUUCUACCCACGGACAACAUACGGCUAAUGCGCGUUAAAUUUCGGACAGAAGUUUUUCUUGAUUAUAUUUCUAAAAGUAUUUAUGUAUCCUACAUUUUGAAAAUAUGUGCUUCUUUGUCAACUUGCUGUAAAAGGAACUCAACGUUGCAUAUGUUUCGUAGAAUGAAGUCAAACUAGCGUGUCCGUCAAACGCAUUUCACUGGACUUAUUGAGGACAGCCUACUCAACGAGCAGUUAUCCAGGUCAAUAUUUCCAAAAGUGAAACAUUUAAAUUAUUCUAUAAAAGUAACAUCACCGAGCAAGGCAGACUUGCCUGAGAACACCUGGGAACAUUCAGCAGUGGCUCUACCGGGGGAAGAUGUUCUCUGUGCGGAUACAGCGUUCCUCGGGUCCCGGUCAUCUGCUGGUCCUUAUCCUAAUAUGUGGAGCUGUGGUUCCCAACACAGAGAGCAGCGACUACAGUGAGGUUCUCCCAGACUCAUUUCCCUCGGCUCCAGCGGAACCGCUGCCAGAGUUCCAGGUGGAACCGGAGGAUGCGUUCAUCGUGAAGAACCGGCCGGUGAAGCUCUCCUGCAAGGCAGCUCCUGCCACUCAGAUCUACUUCAAGUGUAACGGCGAGUGGGUCAACCAGAACGACCACGUCACCAAGGAGAGCCUAGAUCAGAUUACCGGGCUGGUGAUGCGUGAGGUGGACAUCUCUGUGUCUAGGACGCAGGUGGAGGAGCUGUUUGGCCUGGAGGACUACUGGUGUCAGUGUGUGGCCUGGAGCUCUGCAGGCACCACCAAGAGCCGCCGCGCAUACGUCCGCAUUGCUUACCUGCGUAAGAACUUUGAGCAGGAGCCUCUGGGCCGGGAGGUGCGCUUAGACCAGGAGGUGCUCCUGCAGUGUCGCCCCCCAGAGGGCAUUCCCCCUGCCGAGGUGGACUGGCUGAAGAACGAGGAAUUGAUCGAUUCGUCACAGGACUCUAACUUCCUGAUGACAGUCGACCACAACCUCAUCAUCAAGCAAGCGCGCCUGUCAGACACAGCCAACUACACUUGCGUGGCACGGAACGUGGUUGCCAAGCGACGGAGCAGCACCGCCACCCUCAUUGUUUAUGUGAGUGGCGGCUGGUCCUCCUGGACAGAAUGGUCCGAGUGCAACGCCAAGUGUGGGCGGGGCUGGCAGAGACGGACGCGCAGCUGCACCAAUCCGGCGCCGCUCAACGGUGGAGCCUUCUGUGAGGGCCCGCCCUUCCAAAGAGUCACCUGCACCACUCUCUGUCCAGUGGACGGAGGCUGGACGGAGUGGGCGAAGUGGUCAGCCUGCGGGACGGAGUGCACACACUGGCGCAGCCGCGAAUGCCAGGCGCCCACGCCCCGUAACGGUGGGCGCCACUGCGCGGGCAGCAUGAUGGAGAGCAAGAACUGCACCGAGGGACUGUGCACACGAAAUAAAAAGGUUUCUAUUGAACAUGCCAGCCAUCCUCUGGGUGCAGGCUCCGGCGGCGUGGCGGUGUACGCCGGUCUGAUUGGCGCGCUGCUGCUCUGCGUCCUGCUGGUGCUGUGCGUGGGCGUGCUGGCAUACCGGCGGCGCUGUCGCCAUCUCCACGGCGACAUCACCGACUCCUCGUCCGCCCUCACCGCUGCCUUCCACCCUGGCAACUACAAACCUCCGCGGCAAGAUAACCCCCACCUGCUGCACCCCUCCAUGCCCCCGGACCUGACGGCCACGGCGGGCACCAUCCGCGGGCCUCUCUACUCCCUGCAGCAGAGCACCCUGGACUCCCCCCACAAGAUCCCCAUGACCACCUCCCCCCUCCUGGACCCGAUGCCCACGACGCUCAAGAUCAAGGUGUACAACUCCUCCACCCUGUCCUCCCUGGAGCUGCCCUCGGGGGUGAGCGAUGUGGAGAUCAUGAGCCUGAAGACGGUGGGCACCAUGGGCGGCGGCCGCGAGCAGCACGGGCACACCCUGCCCCGGGAGCCGGGCCACAGCGUCAGCGCCACGCUCGGGUGCCUGGGCGGGCGCCUUACCAUCCCAAACACAGGUGUGAGCCUCCUGGUUCCGCCCGGCACCAUCCCCCAGGGCAAGUUCUACGAGAUGUACCUGAUCAUCAACAGAUGGGAGAAAACCACGCUGCCAUCGGAGGGCAGUCAGACGGUGUUGAGCCCCGUGGUGAGCUGCGGGCCGACGGGCAUGCUGCUGAGCCGACCCGUGGUGCUGACGCUGCCCCACUGCGCCCUGCUGGACUCGCCCGACUGGAGCCUCACCCUCAAGAGCCAGAGCCACCAGGGAGCCUGGGAGGAGGUGCUGACGGUGGGCGAGGAGAGCCUGUCGACACCCUGCUUCCUGCAGCUGGAGGAGACGAGCUGCCACGUGCUGAUGGAGCAGCUGGGUACCUACGGACUGGUGGGCCAGUCGGCGCCCCCCCACCCCGCCUGCAAGAGGCUGCAGCUGGCCCUGUUUGCCCCGCGUGCCCCCUGCCUCUCGCUGGACUACAGCCUGAGGGUCUACUGCCUACAGGACACCCCGCACGCCCUCAAGGAGGUCCUAGAGGUGGAGCGUAGCCUGGGUGGGGUAUUGCUGGAGGAUCCCAAGCCUCUCCUGUUCAAGGACAGCUACCACAACCUGCGCCUGUCGAUCCAUGACAUCCCACACUCCCACUGGAGGAGCAAGCUGCUGGCCAAGUAUCAGGAGAUCCCCUUCUACCACAUCUGGAGCGGCAGCCAGAGGCCCCUCCACUGCACCUUCAGCCUGGAGCGGGGCAGCCUGGCCGUCUCCCAGCUCACCUGCAAGAUCUGCGUGCGCCAGGUGGAGGGGGAGGGGCAGAUCUUCCAGCUGCACACUGACAUCCAGGAGACGCUGCCCCCCCAUUCGCCACUCCCCUCGGGGGGCACCUGCCUGCCCUCCUCUCAGGUGGGCUCCUACGCCUUCCGCCUGCCCCUCUCCAUCCGCCAGAAGAUCUGUGCCAGCCUUGAUGCCCCCAGUGCCCGCGGCUGUGACUGGAGGCUGCUGGCACACAGCCUUUGCUUUGACAGGUACCUGAACUACUUUGCAACAAAACCCAGCCCCACAGGUGUGCUCCUCGACCUGUGGGAAGCCUGUCACCAAGGUGACGCAGACCUGGUCUCCCUGGCGACUGCUCUGGAAGAGAUGGGCAAAAGCGAGGUCUUGGUUGUCAUGACAACGGAUGGGGAUUGCUGAUUUGCUUAUACCGUCGGGUGUGUGUGUGCGUGUGUGUGUGUGUGUGUGUGUGUUUGGGAAAAGGAGGGAGGAGCAAGACACAAAAUAAGCAACAUUCAAAAAAAGAUAAUUUCCACCGUAAAGAGACUUGUCAUGACUUGCCCGGUGGCCAUCACAGAGGGAGCACCUCUUGUGAGCAGACCCCAUUCCUCUCAUCGUCCGUCGGGUUCCACCUAGACCCUGACCCAUGUUCUGGAUGUCAACGCGAUGCCUAGAGCGUGCCCCAGUGCAUCAGACACACACACACACACACACACACACACGGCUCCGCUGAUUUUAUGCUGGGAAUCCCAGAGCAAAGAUGGGGUUUGACUUUGUAAAAAAUACACUGAUGUUCAUCCUAA
This is a messenger RNA of Clupea harengus (Atlantic herring), 3987 nucleotides long. It is a transcript of the gene unc5b, whose product is annotated as unc-5 netrin receptor B. Lineage: Eukaryota; Metazoa; Chordata; Actinopteri; Clupeiformes; Clupeidae. Gene Ontology annotation, cellular component: membrane. The transcript is spliced from 17 exons. Gene Ontology annotation, biological process: anterior/posterior axon guidance; netrin-activated signaling pathway. Bases 776 to 3604 code for a protein of 942 amino acids. Gene Ontology annotation, molecular function: protein binding; netrin receptor activity. The record is from RefSeq and is a predicted model, not a curated record.